This is a messenger RNA of Penicillium canariense, 1050 nucleotides long. RefSeq names its product putative 26S proteasome-associated ubiquitin C-terminal hydrolase. Lineage: Eukaryota; Fungi; Ascomycota; Eurotiomycetes; Eurotiales; Aspergillaceae. Gene Ontology annotation, biological process: ubiquitin-dependent protein catabolic process; protein deubiquitination. Gene Ontology annotation, cellular component: cytoplasm. The record is from RefSeq and is a predicted model, not a curated record. The transcript is spliced from 2 exons. Gene Ontology annotation, molecular function: cysteine-type deubiquitinase activity. The coding region runs from base 1 to 1050 and encodes 349 amino acids.
AUGGCCGACACCGGUGGUUGGAGCACUAUUGAGUCCGACGAGGGCCUAUUCACCUCCCUCAUUGAGACGCUAGGCGUUCAGAAUGUCCAAUUCGAAGAGCUCAUCUCGUUAGAUGCAAACACGAUACGCUCCCUCGGGUACUCACUCCUCUUCCUCUCCAUCCCAACCGCGAAUCAAGGCACUCUCCCCGCCGUGCUUGGCAUAGCUAACCCUCCGCACCUCCCACAGAUCCGUCUACGGCGUCAUCUUCCUCUUCAAGUGGACCCGCGAGGCAGCCGGUGCCCGCGCCGAAGCACCCCUCGACGGGAGCUACGACGCAACCGCAGCAGAAAACAACGUCUUCUUUGCCGCGCAAACGAUCCAAAACGCCUGCGGCACCCAAGCUAUCCUCUCCGUAAUCCUCAACCACGACAACCCCCCCAACCACUCCCACCCAUUACCCUGGGCACCGAGCUCCGCUCCUUCAAAGACUUCACAACCGGCUUCCCGCCCGAAUUGCGCGGCGAAGCCCUGUCCAACUCGGAAGCCAUCCGCACCGCACACAACUCCUUCGCCCGCGCAAGCCCGUUCGCCGACGAAACGGCCCGGCCCCAGGACGAAGAGAAUGCCGCGGAUGUGUACCACUUCAUCGCGUACACGCCUGUUAACGGGACGCUGUACGAGCUGGACGGCCUGCAGCCGCACCCGAUCAGCCACGGCGCGUGCGACCUGUCUUCGUUCCCGGAGAAAGUGAUCGAGGUGCUGCAGCGGCGCAUUGCGCGGUACCCGCCGGAGGAGACGCACUUUAAUCUGAUGGCGGUGGUACAGGACCCGCGCCCGCGGGCGCGGGAGAUUGGGGAUGCGGAGACGCUGGAGCGUGAGGAACGGAAGCGGGCCGCGUGGGCGUGGGAGAAUACGCUGCGGCGGUGGAACUUUGUUGGGUUUAUUGGAGAGAUGAUGAAGGGGGUGGCUGCGAUGAAGGAGGGGCAGGAUGAGAGCGGAAAGGCGUAUGAGGAGUGGGUGGAAGCGGCGAAGAAGGCGACGAGGAAGAGGUUGGAGAUGCGGCGAUAG